UGUCAGCCACCACGAGGAGUCUUGCUAGAUCGUCUUGAGCUAGAGAUUUACAAAACUGUGUACAUUAUUGUGCCCUAAGAGGUGUUUAGCAAAAACGCGGUAUAUAGAAAACAUAUCUUAAUUCUCUGUCACUGCGAAUAAUAGUCAUGGGAAAGCGCAAGAAGGGAAAGGCAACCAAAAAGACCAAGCAGUCUCAGGCGCAGAAUGCUGAAGAGCAUUAUAAGAAAGCUCCUCAUUCCUUUGUAAUAAAUCGUGGACAUGUUGGAAAAAAUGUGUCAGAACUCAUUACUGAUAUGAGGAGAGUUAUGUCACCCUAUACAGCUUCAAAACUAAAGACAAGAAGGAAGAAUGUGCUGAAGGAUUUUGUGACAAUAGCUGGAACCCUUAACGUGUCUCAUCUUCUCAUGUUUACAAAGUCUGAAACAUCAACAAACUUGCGUGUGACACGCCUACCCCGAGGACCCACUUUGACUUUCCAAGUCCAGAAGUUCAGUUUAUGUAAAGAUGUUGUUUCUUCUCUUAAGAGACAUAAUAUGGACCCAAAGCAAUUCAAUCUACAUCCAUUGUUGGUGAUGAAUAAUUUUACAGGAGAAGGUGUUCAUCUUAAAUUGAUGUCUAGCAUGUUUCAGAAUUUAUUCCCUUCUAUAAAUGUUACCAAGGUGAAGUUGAAUGACAUAAGAAGAUGUGUACUAUUCAAUUAUAACCAAGAAGAUGAAACUAUCGAAUUCAGACAUUAUAACAUCAAGGUGGUUCCUGUGGGGAUGGGCAGAGCAGUGAAAAAACUUAUCAAAGCAAAAAUUCCCAACAUGAGCAGAUUUGAUGAUGUCAGUGAAUUUGUUCUUGGGUAAUGUACCUUUUCUAAUGGGAUUGUCCUGAAAUGACAGGCUAGGGCUAGAAUGAUGAAAAAUUACAUUAGUUGUAAUAAAACAAGUGAACUCAAUUGCU
Messenger RNA from Lingula anatina, 945 nucleotides. Its product is annotated as suppressor of SWI4 1 homolog. Gene Ontology annotation, cellular component: preribosome, large subunit precursor. Gene Ontology annotation, biological process: rRNA processing; ribosomal large subunit assembly. Gene Ontology annotation, molecular function: rRNA binding. The record is from RefSeq and is a predicted model, not a curated record. Lineage: Eukaryota; Metazoa; Brachiopoda; Lingulata; Lingulida; Lingulidae.